GGCUGUUGCUGAGUUUGUCUCUCCAAUUUGUCUGAUUUCCUCCUAUAGUGUUCUCAAACAGUGUAAAGAUGUGGAGCUCUCCUUCAGUGACGUGACGGGCAAGCCUGAAGCCUUCAAAGGCACCAAGAAAGGGAUGCUGUAUCUCACCCCGUAUAGGAUGAUCUUUGUGUCGAAGGGCAAGGAUCCUAUGCUGUCUUUCAUGAUGCCGUUUUAUUUGGUGAAAGGAUGCUCGAUUGAGCAGCCUGUUUUCUCUGCCAAUUACAUCAAAGGACAGAUUCAGGCUGAGGCAGGAGGUGGCUGGGAAGGGCAGGGUACAUUUAAACUGACUUUCAACAGCGGAGGAGCCAUUGAGUUUGGACAGUUGAUGUUCAAAGCUGCCUCUAAUGCUUCCAGCGGCGUUCCUCUCCAGAACCCUGGCUACGGCUAUACACCUGUGCCCGGAGGGUACCCACCCGCCCCGCCUGCUCCAGGGGAGUAUUCGCCCGCGCCGGGGGGCUAUGCUGCCCCUCCGCCACCAAACGGACCGUAUCCUUAUGUACCACCUCCGAUGAAUGCCUAUGGACCUGCUCCACAGCCCAUGGGAUAUCCAUACGCCCAGACUCCAGGUAUUUACCCACCACUUCCAAACAUGAGCUCCAUGUAUGUGCCACCUCCUCCUCCCUACUCUGGACCAUCCCCUGCAGGACCCUCAGCCCCCUCAGCUCCCCUGGCCUGGGUGGGCCCAGGGACACCAGGGGGCAGUAAGGCCAUGGAAGCCGCUUCCAGUGCAUAUUACAACCCUGCCAACCCACACAAUGUGUACAUGCCCAUGGAUCAGCCACCUCCUUAUGCACCUCCUGAGGAUAAGAAGAACAACUAA
Molecule: messenger RNA, 859 nt
Organism: Antrostomus carolinensis (chuck-will's-widow)
Lineage: Eukaryota; Metazoa; Chordata; Aves; Caprimulgiformes; Caprimulgidae
Product: WW domain-binding protein 2
Exons: 7
Biological process (GO): positive regulation of DNA-templated transcription
Cellular component (GO): nucleus
Molecular function (GO): transcription coactivator activity; chromatin DNA binding
Source: RefSeq, a predicted model, not a curated record